AUGAACACCGUAACCCCGUCCUCUUCAAACUGCCAAACGAUAGAUCAUAUAGCCAGAGAUUCUACCGUAAUCCUCAUCGAACUUUCAGAGGUACUGUAGCGCUUAUUCUAAAAAAGUUACUGUAGUGAAAUUGCAGGUGAUACUCGCAUUUUUGACAGUCGGCUGUGUAAUUGUCAGUCGUGCCUACCAAGCUACCGUAUACUUCCAUUCAAAUUUGAAGGUUUUUAGGACUACCGUAACUUUUUUCUUACGGUGAUUUUCAGAAUCUCAUCAGAUUUUAUCAUUUUUCACUGAUAGCCUUCUCGUUGACGUCUGGAUUUACGCAGGUAAGCGUUAAGGGGUCACUUAAGAGGUGGAAAUGUUAUAAGUUCCUUUAAAAUCUGAGGGAUCACUUUAGGGGUGAGAAAGAUGGAAUGUCUUUCAGGAGGAUAGCACAAAAAGGGCCAUUUUUCAAGUAGCUUCUUAAGAAUUUUGAUGACGUCAAAAAUAUUUUUAAGUGUUCACUUGAGGGAUAAAAGUACUUAAAAUUAAGCAUUCUAGCUGUAAAAAGCUCAGGAAAACUGAUUUAAUGACGUAUAAAAAACUGCUGAUGACGUCAUAAAGCUUCCAAGUACUCACUCAAGGGUUUAGGGUUUCAAAUGACUUAAAAAAGACUAUUGAUGACGUCAUGAAGCUCUCAAGUACUCACUCAAAGGUUAGGGUUUCAAAGGACGUAUAAAUGGCUUUUGAUGACGUCAUUAAGCUCUCAAGUAGUCACUCAAGGGUUUAGGGUUUCGAAGGACGUAUAAAUUUCUACUGAUGACGUCAUGAAGCUCUUAAGUACUCACUCAAGGGUUUAAAAAUAUGAAACUGUUUCAAUUCCCCUUUGAGCAGCUCUUAAAAAUGAACACUUAAGUAGCCCCUCCAGACACUUGAUUACGUCCUAGGAAGAGCUCACUUAAGUGAUUUUUCAGCUUUUCCAUCUCGUCUCUCCGAUCCUUUUCGAAGGUUGUGAUAUUCCAGUGGCCGUCUGUGCAUGCGCCAUUCCUCGCAUCAUUAUUUCAGCUGUCAAUAUGAGUAAGUCCCGCCCCUUAUUGCUCAUCUUACAAGGUUUUUUAAGUGUACGCAUUGCUCAUGUUAGCCAUUCCGUUGGAGCGAACUUUCGCCACUUGGACCGUCGGCGCCUAUGAGAACCGCGAUGGGACUCUUGGCGUGAUUUGCGGCUAUUUUAUUGUAAGAACCAACUUAAGGGAUUUAAGCUAAAAUGACGUCAUCAUUCAGGUCUUGAUUUCUUUGGCCUUUGCUAUUCCUUACAACAGCGACGAUUUUUUCUCCAAAAAAAGUACGAGUAAUUGUAUUUAUGACCGAUUUGGUAUUGUGACAGGAGCCACAGUUACGGUGAGGGUUACUGUAGGUUUCUUGUGAAAUUUAGCAAUUUCAGACUUUUCUCAUUCUCGACGGGGCAUCCUUGUUUUUAAUAUUCGCUUUAUUGGCGUAUAAUCGGUAUAAAUUGACGAGGUUGGUUUUGAAAAUCGGAUUUUUGAGUGGAAAUUCAUUUUCUAGUGGUUUUUUUGAACUAAAAUUCGAAUUUUGAAUUCGAAAGCCAACUUUUUUUUUGAAUUUUUAGUUUUUUAAAAAUCUCGAGGUGUUCAGAGUUAAGCUGGAAUGACUUAUUGUCAUUAGAAACUUCAAAAUUUUUUUGAAAAUUUUUAAAAAAAUCAACAGGGAAAUUGGGAUACGACUAUAACUUUUUUCUUAAUUUCGAGCAGAUUUUCAAACCUUUAGCUCAUACUUAAAAACAAAUGGUCGCAUUUGGAAUGGCUCAAAGCUUGACAGUUUCAAAUCGCACGCUUCAAAAUGCGCCCGACCUUAAGCGACUUGCGCGAAAAAAUCUUUUGGAGACAAAAUUUAAGCCGCAACGCUUCUAGACAUUCCAAGUGCGGUCACGACUAUUCUUUUCAAGAUUUCACCCGUUAUCUCGCUUUUUGAACCAAUAAUUCUUUGAAACUCACUGAUACUUCUCAAAAAAGCUGGCGACGAAUAAGUUGUAGCUAGGAAUACUGAAGAAAAAAUCCCAAUAUAAAAAAUUUUCCAGGAAAACCUACUCGCUAUCGAUCGAAUUUCAACUGCACCAAAAUAUCCGGGUCUUGAACUUGUUCCUGCCGAAUCUGCUGCUUCACACGGUUGCCUACUUGUGGUACACCUUGGGCAAUUAUUAUGUCCCUUCCUUCAAUCUGGACCCUCUGAAACAUCGCAUUCUCGUCAUGUUGGCCAAUGUGAGUUUGAAAAUUCUUUCAAAAGAACUGAGCCAGUGAAAAUUGACGUUAACAGGCAAAUCUUGAAACAGCCUGACUUGUCUGCGCUCUCUGUUCUCUCGUCCAUAGAGCGCGAGGAAGAUGAAUUCCACUUCCAUAUUUUUUCAUCCAGUAACUCUGAUAAUUUUAAAACAAAGAGAUUGGACCAGUUAUGUUGACCCAUUAACCCCUAAAGUGACCACUAAAAUUUUUAGUGGUCUGGUAGUAGCACUUAGACCUCUAUAGUGGCCACUAAUUUUCAACCCUUAAGUGGCCACUAAUUUGACUACUGUAGAGGCCACUGAAACGUCAAAACCCUAUAGGUACCACUAAAAAUUUUCCCAGUAGUUCGUCCGCCCCGACUUGACAGUUUUCGCGUGUCUGCGUCUCUCCGUUCCCUCACCGGCGAGGUCAGAAAAACAUUAAAAUAGCACGCAAACAUGAGAGAGACGUCGAGAGAUAAGGAGGGCGCAGAGAAGUCGCGAAAAACGGACUAUGAAAAAAAUUGAAUCAUGAAUUCCAGUGCCUGCCCCUGUACACCUUCCUGGCGUCGCUGCGAUGGCUAUUCGUGGUUCGCGGCGAGCGACAUCGCCGACGGACGUGUUGCGAGAGAGUCGCGACAUCGCGGACCAACGAGAAGGACCUCUACUUUCAGUCGCUGCAGGACCAGUGGUCGCGACAAAUCGUUCGCGCCCCCGCUCGCUCCGGCGGCGGAGGCAUUUUCAGUGUCGGGAAAGCUGUUUAG
Molecule: messenger RNA, 3018 nt
Organism: Caenorhabditis auriculariae
Lineage: Eukaryota; Metazoa; Nematoda; Chromadorea; Rhabditida; Rhabditidae
Source: the annotation of a GenBank genome assembly